AUGCUGGACUUUAUGGACUACAUCCAGCUAUCCUUCGCCGAGGCGACCCACUGGAAUCGCGACAACUCGUACUCGUCACUCAACACCACCGCUCAAUCGAUCCUGGACUUCUCGACCCCCGAACGAUUGCGCGUUCACCUUUCGUCACUGUCCACUCCCCAUUUUGCGACCAGUUACACACUCGGCACCGUUGGAUUGCUCGAUGGAUCUGUGUCAUAUCUAUUUAGUACUGUGCCAUUCGACAAUCUACCGAGUGGAAGUGCGUCAAUCCCGCUUCGAAAGAUAUCCCCAGGAUACCGACAAGUGCAGGCCCCCGCGGCCCCCAUCGAGACCUGGGGAUGGGACUCGCUAUUAGACGGCGUGAGCAUUCCCGGGCUCACAAAUGGAAGUCGCCCAGAACCACCAAUUCCUAAAGAUGAAGAAAGUAUCAAAGAAAGUGAGGCAAAGCGGAAAGCUACUCUUCUCCAUGCUUCUCUCCAUCUUCCACCUCCCUCCACUCUAUAUGCGCUCUUUCUGCGCAGAAUCUCUUCCAAUAUGCAGCUGUCGCUAGCUGUCUGCUCAACUCAGGGACCGCCGCAAUCUAAAUCCGCGCCACAGGCUUCAAUGCUCACCCAGCUAUCCCAUGACACGGGCAAGUACAGUAAUGAGUAUCUCUUCAGCACAGACAACGCCCUGUUCGGUUGGCGCGGACUCUGGAACUUCGGCCCAGAUCCUCGAUACACUCGCGACGUCCCGCCGCCAUUAUCCCUCCUUUCCGCGGGCGCAGAGGCAUACUAUUCCCCUAUCUCAUCGCUGAUCGGCAUGUCAACCGGCCUACGGUUCACCACAUUACCGGCAGCCACAGAGAUCCCGCCAUCAUCAUCACCUUCCAGCACCAGAACACCCAUCUCAACCUUCCCCUACACUCUAACACUAACAUUGGCCCCAAUCGUGGGCUCUUUAUCUACAACCUACUCCCUCCGCGCGUCGCCUAAUCUCGCCUUCAGUUCACGCUUCGGCUUUAACGUCUACAGCUGGGAAAGCGAAAUGGUCGCUGGCUGCGAGCUAUGGCGUCGAACUAAGAAAUCCGACUCCUCCAAUGAUGAUGAUCUCGAAUGGGCCCGCCGCAAAAUGCGCAUGCAUGACUUCGGCGUUUCCCUGCCUGGCUCACCGGCUUCCCCGCUCCUGAGAGGACCCGGCUCGCCCCGAGGGCCCGGUGAGCUCCAACGUGCACACCGAGGCCGAGACGAGUGA
Molecule: messenger RNA, 1233 nt
Organism: Penicillium mononematosum
Lineage: Eukaryota; Fungi; Ascomycota; Eurotiomycetes; Eurotiales; Aspergillaceae
Product: mitochondrial distribution and morphology protein 10
Exons: 2
Coding region: 1-1233 (410 amino acids)
Biological process (GO): phospholipid transport; mitochondrial outer membrane translocase complex assembly; protein insertion into mitochondrial outer membrane
Cellular component (GO): SAM complex; ERMES complex
Source: RefSeq, a predicted model, not a curated record